Molecule: messenger RNA, 1674 nt
Organism: Macroventuria anomochaeta
Lineage: Eukaryota; Fungi; Ascomycota; Dothideomycetes; Pleosporales; Didymellaceae
Product: class II aaRS and biotin synthetase
Exons: 3
Coding region: 1-1674 (557 amino acids)
Biological process (GO): mitochondrial lysyl-tRNA aminoacylation
Cellular component (GO): mitochondrion; cytoplasm
Molecular function (GO): tRNA binding; ATP binding; lysine-tRNA ligase activity
Source: RefSeq, a predicted model, not a curated record
AUGAGCAGACCCUCACUUCAUUUCCUCCGCCCAUACCUCUACCGAGGCACCCAAUCCCUGAAGCUGCAGCACACCCAAGCGUACCUGUCUGUACAACGUCGGUUCAAGCAGACCGCCGCCGAUGCGUUCACCGGCCCACACGAUGUUGAGAAGCAGAAGCGGCUUGAUCAGUUGAAGAACGUCCAACCACUGGGCGAAUACCAUCCUCAAUUGGUGUACCCUGCGGGCGCUGAAGCACUAUCACUUCGAGAGUUCAAUGCCAGGUUCGCAGACAUCAAAGAGACGAAGGCUGAAAAUGUCUCCGUGUUCGGAAGGGUCCGCUCAGUGCGGCUAGCGGGGUCCAAGCUGAUGUUUCUCGACAUCGAGCGCGAUACUCAGCGACUCCAAAUCAUGGUGGAGCGAAAGAAGCUCAACCAGGAUAACUCUGAAGAGAUUUUCAAAGGCUUGAAGAAGGUAGCAAGGAUAGGUGACUGGGUUUCUGUCGAAGGCAAUCCUACUAGGACAUCGUCAGGUCAACUGUCCGUCCUUGCCCUGAAGGUCCCUCAAAUUCUUGCACCCUGCCUUCAUCACAUUCCCGACAAGGUUGACAAUGCUGAAACGCUUGCUCGACGACCCCACAUCCACUCGCUCACGAGCGACGAGCCCGCUGAUACUCUCAGACUUCGAGCGUUGAUAUACGACUAUAUAAGGACAUCGUUCAUACAAACAGGGUUUCUGGAAGUAGAAACCCCAAUGUUCGACGUCAACGCUGGAGGAGCAAUCGCACGGCCCUUCGAGACAAUCGCAAACGAGAUGUCCAACCAGCCCCUCAGACUCCGAAUAGCCCCUGAGCUGAACCUCAAACGCCUAAUCGUCGGCGGGCAAGACAAGAUCUUCGAAAUCGGUCGCGCCUUUAGAAACGAAGGCGUGGACAACACCCACAAUCCGGAGUUCUCAACCUGUGAGUUCUACGAGGUUGGCGCUACUCUCCCACAAUUGGUAGAAAGGACGGAGCACCUCGUCCACGGCCUCCACAGCGCCAUCGAGUCUCUCCGAGCAACCUACUUCCCCACCCUCGCAGCGCCGUCUGACAUCGACUUCUCCGCCCCUUUCGCCCAACUCGCCUUCAUCCCCACCAUCGAACGCGCCAGCGGCCGUACACUGCCCAACCUCACCUCGCCAACCGCGACGUCGAACGUGCUCGCCCUAUUCAACGAGCUCGCGCUCGACAUCCCACCGAAUCCGACGCUGCCGCGGCUCCUCGACACGCUGGCAGAGAUAUACAUCGAGCCGCUGUGCCACAACCCUACACUCAUAACGCACCACCCGGAAGCGCUCUCGCCGCUGAGCAAGUCCUUCGUCUGCCCCAUAACAUCACAGCGCGUAGCCGCGCGCGUGGAGCUCUUUAUCGCAGGCCGGGAGUACGUGAAUGCGUACGAGGAGGAGAACUCGCCGUUCGAGCAGCGGCGGAAGUUUAUGCAGCAGCAGGAGUACCACGCCAAGGAUACUGAGGGUGAGGGGGUCAAUAUCGAUGAGAGCUAUCUCGAGGCUUUGGAGUGGGGCAUGCCGCCGACGGGGGGUUGGGGAUGCGGGCUGGAUAGGCUAGUUAUGUUGUUUGCGAGUAAGAAGAGGAUUGCGGAUGUGUUGCCGUUUGGGACGUUGAGGAAUGUUGUUAGUAUUGCGAAGACCAAGUAG